UGUCAUAUCGCGUUUCGCAUGGAAAUAUCUUGAGAUAAACAACAAACCAACAGAGGAAUGGCAUUGCAACCCGGAUUGUGCUGACAAAAAACACAUGCAACAGAAUAAAAGACCCUGUGCAUCGUGAAACAACACAACGACGAGAAACAGAAGAAAAGCAGUGUUCAUCCAAAUAAUCGCGUUGCUUGAUGGGCCUUUUCGCUAAGAUAGGAUUCGGCCAACACCACAGACUCUCUUCUCUCAACCCAUAGUAUAGACGCAGUGAUUUUGCAAUACUCGGGCGGCAGCCCGCACGCACCGUAAUAGGGCUGCCAAUAGGGAUCCCGUGAUCGCAUAUCAGGCACUUCUCCUCCGCACAACUGUCUCCGGCCACUCCUUCCAGUCAACCAGUGUCCAAACUGCAUAUGCUUCUUGGACUAGUAGGGGUCCUCUGUGCGCAUUUAAAUCCUGCCACUUGUUGCUGCUUAAUUCAUGGUAAUCUAGAGUAUAUCCAAAUAUUACUUUAUAAGCAGGUUAAUUUUAUUAUUAAUUAAUUAUGUCGUAUGCUAAUCAAAAAGAUACGCGAAAAUCCGGUUACAAAUGCAUUAUUCCUACCUGUCUUUCUGGAUAUAGAAAAAGUUCGGCCAAUUUACCUGUAAAGUUAUUCAAAUUUCCAUCGGAUCCAUUGUACUUUAAUAAAUGGGUUGAGGUUUGUGGCUUAGAUAAAAAUUUGGUGAAAAAAAGCGCACAUAUUUGUGUACGGCAUUUCAAAGCCGAGGAUAUAGGAAUGCGUAAAUUGAAGUCCAAAUCAAUACCAGCAUUGAAAUUGUCUGAUAAUACUCCAUUGAAUCAGUUGCAUGAAGGUUUUUAUGAUGGGAAUUCAUUUUCGGGCAUGCCAGAAGAUAACGAACCAAUUGAAAAUCCAAUGAAAUCAGAGGGAAUCAAACUGGCCGAAGUUCAUAAUAACAUUUCAAUCGAACUAGAGCAAGAGUCCGAAACAGAAACACCUGAUAAAGAUCCACUAGAAAAUAAUGAAUUGAAUUCAAAUAUUUAUGGUGAGAAUUCCUGUUCGGGCAAUGCAUUAUACAACGAACCAAUUGAAAAACAUAUGAAAUCAAAGAGAAUCAAUCCGAAAGAAGUGCAUAAUACAAUUUCGAACAAACUAGAGCAACGGUCCGAAAAAGACACGCCUGAUGUAGAUCCACUAGAAAAUAAUGAAUCGAUUGAUGUCAAAUGUUGUAAAAACUGCGUAGCAAAAGAUAAAAACGAGGCAUAUUUCACGAGAAAAUACUUUGAGUUAUUGGCAGAAAAAGAGAAAAAAGAGGAAGACAUUAACAAAUGGAAGAGACGAUAUGCGUCCCUGAAACAAUCUAUAUCUCGGGCCAAUGCCCAUAGGCGCCGGAAAACUAAAACUAACUCAAAUUUGUCUGUUCUACCCAUAAUAGCCAACAUGUCUCAUGUUUCUGCGGAGGCAAAAACUAUAUGUAUCAUGCUUUUGAAAAAGUCACAGAUCUUUAGCCCCGCUGAAAGAGUUAUUGCGCAAAACUUAAACUUUUACUCGAAAAGGACCUAUGAAUACCUCCGAGAUGUUUUAAACUUACAUUUGCCAGCAAAUAUCACUUUAGAUCGAUGGAGUGAGCGUUUCGGAUCAGGAUUUACUCCUAAAUUACUCGGGCCCCAGUCCCCAAAAAAAGUUGUGUAAAUUGCCAAGGAAGGGAAAUUAUAGCCAAAUACAUAAAAGCUGUUGGUGAGAGAGGUCUGUGUUUUCACGAUAUAUUAUAUAUAUACUAAUAUUUGUAUUGUUUAAUUUAUUUUACUCUGUCGGAUUUUGUAAAUCAUGCUAAUAAAUAAAAUCGGUCGCACAGUGGUGUCUCAGCUGAAAUCAGAGGGCAAAAGUUAA
Molecule: messenger RNA, 1879 nt
Organism: Drosophila persimilis
Lineage: Eukaryota; Metazoa; Arthropoda; Insecta; Diptera; Drosophilidae
Exons: 3
Coding region: 536-1681 (381 amino acids)
Source: RefSeq, a predicted model, not a curated record